This is a messenger RNA of Cucurbita moschata (crookneck pumpkin), 2167 nucleotides long. RefSeq names its product probable leucine-rich repeat receptor-like protein kinase At1g35710. Lineage: Eukaryota; Viridiplantae; Streptophyta; Magnoliopsida; Cucurbitales; Cucurbitaceae. Gene Ontology annotation, molecular function: protein binding. The coding region runs from base 113 to 2026 and encodes 637 amino acids. The record is from RefSeq and is a predicted model, not a curated record. The transcript has a single exon.
CAGCACGCUACCAAACCACUCCUUAAAAUAAACAUAACUCCAUAUCCAUUACCUGCAACUUUCUCUAUAAAGCUCUUCCCCUGCAACGGCUUCAAUCCCAUUAACAGCAACAAUGGCCUUCUCUCUCCGCUUCUUCUUCCUCUUCCUAGCUGCAUCUCUCUUCCUUCCCCCCUCUGAUUCAUGCCACCCCACCGACAAAGAAGCCCUUCUCCACUUCAAACUAAAAAUCACCUCCGACCCUUCUCACCUCCUCCUUUCAUGGAACUCUGCCACCGACUGCUGCUCCUCCUGGGACGGCGUCGCCUGCGAUUCCUACGGCAGAGUCACCAACCUCACCCGUCCCGGGAUUGUCUCCGGCAUCGACUUCAUCGCCGACACUUACAUGUCUGGAUCUCUCUCCCCUUUUCUUGGAAACUUGUCGUCUCUUCAAUUUCUCGACCUCAGCAAUCUCAAAGACGUUAGCGGUCGAAUUCCUUUCGAGUUUGGUAAGCUAUCACGACUCACCCAUUUGUUCCUCGAUUCAAAUAAGCUCAUGGGUUCGAUUCCUAGAAGCUUUGGGUGUCUUUUUCGAUUGGAAAAACUUUAUCUUGGCAACAAUCAGCUCUCUGGAAUCAUCCCAUCUUCCAUUUUUGAGCAUUUUAAGUGCCUUUCUGAAUUGGGUCUGUCCGGAAAUAGACUUUCGGGGCCGAUUCCUAGCUCAAUUGGGAAGUUAAUUCAGCUCAAAAAUCUUGAUUUUCAUGCUAACAAUUUCUCCGGUAGCAUUCCUAGGAGUAUUGGGAAGCUUACGAAUCUCAGAUAUCUCGAUUUCUCUGAAAAUGAGCUAACAGGGAGGAUUCCGACAUCGAUCGGUGGACUGUCGGAAUUGGUUUUGCUGUAUCUUAAUCAGAACAAGAUUUCCGGGAGCAUUCCCUCUUCCGUGUCCGGACUUAGUUCCCUAAUAUUCUGCCGGCUGUCGGAAAACCAGCUGAGUGGUCGGUUACCGGCGUCUGUCGGUAAGCUUGCAAAGAUCCAACGGCUGAUUCUUGAGAACAACAAGCUUUCUGGGAAAUUGCCGUCGUCUAUUGGCCGUUUAACUACUUUAACUGAUUUGUUCUUCGCUAACAAUCGUUUUACCGGCAAGAUUCCCAAGACUUUUGGAAAUUUGGAAAACCUCCAAACUCUGGAUUUGUCGAGGAAUUCGCUUUCCGGUGGAAUUCCUCAUCAGUUAUCAAAAUUACAGAGAUUACAGAGCUUGGAUCUUUCGUUUAAUCCACUUGGGUUGCGAUCGAUUCCGAAUUGGUUUGUAAAAAUGAAGCUUUUUAGGCUACUUUUGGCCAAAACUGGGAUUGAAGGGGCGUUUCCCAAAUGGUUGUCUUCAUCUUCUAUAUCAGUUCUUGAUUUGUCGGCCAAUCGAUUAACAGGGCCGUUGCCACAUUGGCUUGGGAACAUGACCAAUCUUUCAUUCCUUAACCUGUCGAAGAACGGAUUUCAUUCGACAAUUCCAGCUGAAUUCAAGAACCUUUUACUGUUAAUGGAUCUUGAUCUUCAUUCCAACCACUUCACAGGGUGCCUUGACAACAUAUUUUCAAAAGGAGUUCAAGACCCACUUGGCCAUUUCAACUCAAUUGAUGUUUCUCACAAUCAUUUCAGUAGUUGUAUUGAUGAGAAUGUCGGAAACAGAGCAGCAAUGUCUUCGAUCAAGUCACUUGUUUUAUCCGACAACGAAUUGGAAGGGGAAAUUCCCAAGUCGUUGUCGGAACUUAGUGAGUUACAUGUACUGGACGCAGCUAGAAACAAGCUUUCCGGUGAAAUUCCGGCGGAGCUUGGAAAUGCGACGGAAUUGACCACGAUUUUUCUUUCAAAGAACAAGCUGUGUGGGCGGAUUCCAGCAGAGGUGUUGAAUUUGCAGAAGCUUUGGAAGUUCGACGUGUCGGAAAACAGACUUUGUGGGAAAAUUCCGCCGCAUAAAACCCAUUUCCCGGCAUCUGCGUUCAAGCAUAACCGUGGACUCUGUGGAGCUCCUCUUCCUCCCUGCAAGCAUUCUUAAUGAUGUUCUCUUUGGUUUAGAUUAUGUAACGAACUUGAUUUAUUCUUUUGUUCUUUGAUUUGUUCUUUAAUCUGUUGUUAAUGAUUGUGAUGAAUAAAAAUCAUGAACAGAGGUAGAGAGGAUGAGAGGGAUUUUGUUCAA